AUGGGUAGCACUGCAAUCAGCAAGCAUCUGGUUCGUCUUCCUCAAUAUCGUGGUGGGAGGGCGCAGCAGCAUCAUCAGGUGCAGGUGCCGAAAGGGUGCUUAGCUGUGAAUGUCGGUGAAGCAGGCGGUGAGCAACAAAGAUUUGUGGUUCCAAUUAUCUGUUUUAACCACCCGCUCUUCAUGCAGCUGUUGAAGGAGGCCGAAGAAGAGUAUGGGUUCGAACAGAAAGGCACCAUCACCAUACCUUGUAACGUCCACCACUUUCUUACUGUCAUCAGCCGCAUCAUCCACCACCACCACCACCAACAAUAUUGGUGCUUUAGGGUUUAA
This is a messenger RNA of Lactuca virosa, 330 nucleotides long. The record is from the annotation of a GenBank genome assembly. NCBI's taxonomy places the organism in Eukaryota, Viridiplantae, Streptophyta, Magnoliopsida, Asterales, Asteraceae.